AUGUUUGGAGGACAACAAACUAACAAGAACAUAAAUCGAAAACAACAAAAAGUCUCAAAUCUUGAUAUAGAUGAUAUUGAACACUUAUUACACGACUCUUUAAAUGAUAAUGGCGAUGAUAUUGACGAAAAUGACUUUAACGAUCCUGAACUUUUGGCACAACUACAGUUAUUGGCUUCUUCAUCACAAAGCGAAAGCAAACAACCUACCAAACCCAAAUCACUUGCCAAGACAUCUCGUCCUACAAAGACUGCGGACAUGGAUAUUGACUGGGACUCGUAUGCUUCUCUAGCUCAAGGGAAUGAUGAUGUUCAUGUGGAAUUGAAUGAAAAUGAUCUAACUGAUCCUCACUUGUUGGUAAAAAACAAUAGCAUUAAAAGACUGUUUGGUAUUUAUACCAACGAUAAUGAAACAUCACUGAAUGAUCAUGAUACCAACAUGGACAACAACAAGAUGGAUCUCAAGGAACAAGCAAAAAUGUACCAACAACAAGCUCUGAUUGCGAAGAAACAAGGAGACAAAAAGCAAGCUGUCGCUCUAUUACGUGAAUCAAAACGACUUCUACAAUUAGAUUCACGAUCUGAACAACCUAGCAAAAUACCUGAACCUUCUCAUAUAGCUGUAACAUCAUCAUCGGUAACUUCAAUGGAAAUAGCAAGUUCAAUCUCGGUUACAGAAAAUGAAGAAGGAGCAAUUACCAAUGAUCAAGUAAAAUCAGCAUCUGCAACAUCUUUAUCAUUACCGGAUCCAGCAGCUCGGGAAGCACAACAGGAAUUAUUACAGCGGGUGAUCCAACUACAAAAAGAAUACAAAGAUGCAGCCCAUCAUUAUAAGGAUCUUGGCAAUUUAAUGGCAGCAAAGGAAAUGAUCAAGAUUUCUAAAUCUUUAUUGAAAACUGGUAUUCAACUCAAACAGCAACCAUUACAACAGCACGAAGUGGAUAGCACUAGAAAGCGACUUCCGGAUCAUCCUGAUUUGUCUUUGGGGGAUGGUAAACUUCGACCAGUGCAACCUUUGACAGAAUUCAACCAACCUACAACGGAACAAAUGGAAGCUCAACUGAUGUAUCAAAUCGACAUUUGUCACAACUUGGAUAUUCAGCAUCAACCGCCAUCAAACAAGAAUACAAACACUUCUUCCUUUAAUCAGCAACAGCAUUCCGCUCUUCUUCCUUUGAAACAAGCCUUUGCAGCUGACUUGGUGACCAUACGCGCAUUGAAGGAGCAAGUAGGAGCGAAUCAUCCAAUGCCAUCUUUACAUUACGAACAAGUUGAUUAUGCUUACAAGAAUAUAUUGGAUCAUUUGCCUUUAAACCAAAUGGAACUGAAGAUUAUUCAAGGCACAGGGAUUCAGUCUUUGGAUAUUGGUACAACUAUAGAACCUUUUGUUACCUGGGAUUUUGGCGGUUGGCCUCCUGAAAAUACAGCUCAAGCUCAUUUGAACAAAGGUGAAACAACUGUGAUGAAAGGAACAGAACCAGUAUUUGAUUUUACCACCUUGAUACCCAUCACUCGCACCAAUCGUAUAUUUAUGCGACAUUUACAAAGAAAGAAAUUGACACUGGAAGUUUUUCAUAACAAGUACAACUAUGGAUUCUUACGACGACCGAUCCUCAUUGGCAAAGUGAUUAUACCAUUGGAUGUUUUGUUAACCAAGACAUUUACUGCCGGUUGGUUUGAUUUGAUUGAUACCAAUAGAAAGAAAACUGGUGGCAAACUGAAAAUUCAACUUGGAUUACGUGAACCUUUGACUGGUCAAGAUAUUGUCAAGCGAAGUGAACGAUGGUUAGUCAUGGAUGGUCUUAGUCCACAAACUUCACAGUUGAUGUAUACGGCAGGAUUGACUCAAGGACCCUAUAAACCCACAUCAACAUCUACCACUGUUCAUCCAUCAUCUUCUUCCUCGUCCUUAUCAUCAUUACCAGCAACGACAGCAGCAACAACAACAACCGUAACAACAACAGAGGAUAUUUCUAAAAUACCAUCAACGGAUGUAGCCACUUUGUCGACAUCUUCAGCUAUUACCAACACUGAUACUCCAGGUGUGGGUGACUCAGAACUUGAAGCUGCUGAAGAAGAAAUCAACAAUGUUGAUGUAUUGGUAUCCAACAUGGUAUUGGAACAUGAAUUGACAGUGGCAAAUCAAGCAUUGAAUACGGGGAAGAGUGAUUCAAGAAGAACAAAGGAAGAUUGGUUGGAUAGAAAACAAGCGUUAGAUAUCAAGAUGAAUAUGCUUGUGAUACAGGUACAGACAGGCAUGCUGGAUAUGCAGACAUAUCUUGACAAUGUGGAGAAACGGAUGAAUCGUGAUCGACAGUUGGCACUUAUAUUCAAGAAAAAUCAUCGAUUGGAUUUAGCGAAAUUAGCUUUAGGGCGAAAGAAGAUCAUGCAAGAUGAAUUGGAUGAAGCAAAGGCAGCCAUGGCAGCGCAACAACAAGAAGAAAUCGAAGCUUAG
Messenger RNA from Halteromyces radiatus, 2454 nucleotides. RefSeq lists its product as uncharacterized. Gene Ontology annotation, molecular function: RNA polymerase II cis-regulatory region sequence-specific DNA binding; DNA-binding transcription repressor activity, RNA polymerase II-specific. Bases 1 to 2454 code for a protein of 817 amino acids. Lineage: Eukaryota; Fungi; Mucoromycota; Mucoromycetes; Mucorales; Cunninghamellaceae. The record is from RefSeq and is a predicted model, not a curated record. Gene Ontology annotation, cellular component: nucleus. The transcript has 6 exons. Gene Ontology annotation, biological process: regulation of transcription by RNA polymerase II.